AUGUCUACGGCAACUUCAAAAGAGUUGACUCCUAAUGCAGAAGCAGCAGAACCGAACAAACCACCGAAUUAUAAACGUUUAACAGAUGAUGACCUCUUUAGGCAUUCAUCACAAUAUAGAUUUUGGUCCUUCACACCCGAACAAUUGACCCAGAAGAGAAUCCAGGUUAAUGCUCAAGCAACCAGCUCUGUAGGAGAGAGUUUGAGAAACUUCAUAUCAGAGAAUCAAGCAAAUUUAGCUGAGGAAGAUAUUAAAAGCAUUGAAGAGAAAGCUGUACCUGUUACAAUGGAAGAGGAAAUAAAGUUAGUAAGUAUUUAUGCCAAAAAAUUACAAGGUAUUGCACAACAUUUAAACUUACCAACAGAGGUAGUUGGAACUUCUAUUACAUUUUUCCGAAGGUUCUAUUUAGAGAAUUCAGUCUUACAAAUGCAUCCUAAGUUAAUUGUACUCACCACUAUUUUUUUGGCUUGUAAAUCAGAAAAUUACUUUAUUGGAAUUGAUUCAUUCUCUCAAAAAACUAAAAGACCCAAGGACUCUAUCUUGAAGUACGAGUUUCAACUUCUAGAAAGUUUAAGAUUUUCAUUACUGGUACAUCAUCCUUUUAAACCUCUGCAUGGAUUUUUCCUAGAUAUUCAAGCUGUAUUACAUGGUAAAGUGGAUUUGAAAUACAUGGGCCAAAUCUAUGAUAAAUGCAAAAAGACAAUAACUGAAGCACUAUUAACAGACGUUGUUUACUUUUACACACCACCACAAAUAACACUUGCUGCUUUGCUCUUAGAAGACGAAGCUCUUACGACAAGAUACCUGGAAUUGAAGUUUCACGGAAAUUUUCAAGCUGCUUCAGAUAGCACAAACCAAGAGAGUAAUGAAGUUAUCUCGAAAAGUAAUUUAACAAUAAAUUUUGAUGUCCUGAUGAAUCUAAUUACAUCUUGUAAACAACAAAUAGAAAAACCAACUACAGUAUCUGUAGAAGAAGCGAUAGCCAUUGAUGCCAAAGUACAAUUCUGCAGUGACCCAAACAAACUACUGAGAAAGUUGAAAAGGCGACCAACUGAUAGCUCACUGACGCAAUUCCCCACCGAUAAGAGACCAAAAGUUAGCGAUUGA
This is a messenger RNA of Zygotorulaspora mrakii, 1107 nucleotides long. RefSeq names its product TFIIH complex kinase subunit CCL1 (gene CCL1). The transcript has a single exon. The record is from RefSeq and is a predicted model, not a curated record. Bases 1 to 1107 code for a protein of 368 amino acids. Gene Ontology annotation, molecular function: cyclin-dependent protein serine/threonine kinase regulator activity. Gene Ontology annotation, biological process: regulation of cyclin-dependent protein serine/threonine kinase activity; DNA-templated transcription; regulation of transcription by RNA polymerase II. Lineage: Eukaryota; Fungi; Ascomycota; Saccharomycetes; Saccharomycetales; Saccharomycetaceae. Gene Ontology annotation, cellular component: transcription factor TFIIK complex; nucleus.